AUGUCAACAUCAGAGAACACAACAACUGCUAUCGUUCAUGAAGCUAUAAAUGAAGAAUAUGAGUGGGUUCAGUUUAACAAACAACUCCGUCUCAUUCGUUCGGUCAAAGACGAUAUGUACCAAAUGCAAAGUAUUUUGACAGCAUGUUUUGCUCCAGAUACUAAGAAACCACAAGACUGGUUUAGGAACCAAAGCACUAUUGAACUAUUAAAUGAAGCUGAAAAUUCGACUACGGAUUUUCUCGUAGUCGCAAAAACUCGAGUAGGUAAAAAACCGCAGUCGCCAAAACUCUAUGAAAACAGUGAAGAACAGCGAGUAGGUAAAAAACCCCAGUCGCCAAAACUCUAUGAAAAUCGUGAAAAAUUGCCAAACGGUUUGAGAGGAUAUUAUGUACAUAGACUUCUUGUAAAUGCUGUUGCAAUGUGGGCUUCACCUCGUUAUGCUUGGUAUAUUUACAGACUUCUUGACGAAAUUCAUAGACAAGAACGUGAAGAGCUAGAGAACAAGCUUGAAGCAAAAGACAAAAGCAUUCAGAAAAGAAUACCACGUUCGGUACCAAAAGGUAAGGAAAAGAACUAUAAGUAUAUGAUUUAUACUGAAGAGAUGGAAAAUGAAGAAGAUAAAGAUAUGGUUAUGUUGCAUUUAGUCAGAAGAAACAACAAAAGCUUUUACGACCUUGCUAAGAUUUACAAAUCUGACAGAAAUUGGUUCUAUCGCGAAAACUUACCGAUUUCAAUGACUCCAAAUGAAGAUGUGAAACAAAUAGUUCAAGAUACGUUACCUCAAACACACUAUGAUAUGAAAGGUUGUACAAUUCUUACCUUCAAAGAAGACUUACCGCUACUGAAAGAAAAAAUAACAGA
Molecule: messenger RNA, 863 nt
Organism: Trichomonas vaginalis G3
Lineage: Eukaryota; Parabasalia; Trichomonadida; Trichomonadidae
Product: KilA, N-terminal/APSES-type HTH, DNA-binding family
Exons: 1
Source: RefSeq, a predicted model, not a curated record